Molecule: messenger RNA, 345 nt
Organism: Bipolaris zeicola 26-R-13
Lineage: Eukaryota; Fungi; Ascomycota; Dothideomycetes; Pleosporales; Pleosporaceae
Exons: 1
Source: RefSeq, a predicted model, not a curated record
AAGUCCCUCACAAAAAAAGAAAAACAGGAAAAAGAUUCCCCAAUUCCCCAAUCCCCCUCUUCCUCCCCCUCCCCAUCAUCCCACCUAAUCUCCACACACAACUCUCACUGGAUCCCCAAACCCAAUCCAACCCUCCUUUACCCUGUCCCCUCCCCUCCAACCAUAACCACCCACACACCUGGGAAAGCCUCACUUCCUCCCUUGCACCAUCCAAAUCAAACUAAAACCACCCACUACAACAUGCACCUAGCCAACCCCUACUGCAGCUCGCGUUCGCACCCUCGGAUUCCCAGCUACUCGGGUUUCGUAGGUGGCAGGACGGCAGGCGCAGGCGGGUGCGUGUGA